Messenger RNA from Eremomyces bilateralis CBS 781.70, 1155 nucleotides. RefSeq names its product SWIRM domain-containing protein. Gene Ontology annotation, molecular function: protein binding. The record is from RefSeq and is a predicted model, not a curated record. Bases 1 to 1155 code for a protein of 384 amino acids. The transcript has a single exon. Lineage: Eukaryota; Fungi; Ascomycota; Dothideomycetes; Eremomycetales; Eremomycetaceae.
AUGGCUGCCCACCGCUUUAUAACCCCCAAUUCCCACGCUCCACGAGGCUUCGACAUCCAUUCAAUUCUCUCUCCACCCGAAUCAGGGCGCAUCGAAUCUUUCUCUCCAACUUCCGUCUCAGCGAUCCGAACGCCCCGAUCUUCAUUCACAUCGGACAACGCGGUGAUGCCGUCGAAAGAUAUCAACGCCAACCGGGUGAUGGGCCCGACCCUCCGGGCUCCUCUCCCCAUCUCUCCUCCCAUCUCCCCGGCUACAAAUCUCGUCGACAACUCCAAAUCUCAGGCCGUCGAGGGCGACACGUCCAGGGACCCACUUCUCUAUCCGGUUGAUUUCCCAGCUACCGGCACCGUUCUCCCUGCAAGUGAGCCUUUGUUUCCAGAUGGGCAACCAGACCCGUCCAUGGAUGCUGUGGUCGAUCAGCACAUGAAGUCGAAUUCCUUUGCUGUAGCUGGUACCGAACCCCCCUCUCGAGCCGAGUACCUGCUGGUCGCAUCAUGUUGCUCCCGAAUCCACCAGCUGGUGGACAAGAGUCCGGGAGGUUACAUGGCUUCCACCCUCAAGGACAACGAUGUGUACCGGAAGAGGAAGUUGGAAGACACCAUCGUUUCGGCUCACCGGAGACUUGCGCCCGCACCGAACAAACGACCCCGCCUCCAUGCUCCCCCUUCCGCUCCCCGGACGCCGCGAGGUCCUAAGCGAACCUCCUCCAUCUCGACCAAGCCUGUCUUCGGGAACGAUCGUCUCUCCAACCCGGUCCCCAAGGCACCUCGCGCUCCGACCUCUCGCGAUGACGUGGAGUUCGAUUCCCUUCCGGACUACUGCCCGCCCCUUGCCACGCUCGGCAGCAACAGCAAGGCGUUGAAGGGCGACUGGAAGGGCCAGGCUCUCGAUCUUUCGCAGGACAAAGACCGCGAGCUUCUUCACGAAGCCGAGGUGGCCAUCGCCGCCACGCUCCGUCUCUCCUGCGCGACCUACCUGUGCAGCAAGCGACGCAUCUUCCAAGGCCGCCUCGAGGCUCUCACCAAAGGCAAGGAGUUCCGCAAGACCGAUGCCCAGCAGGCGUGCAAGAUCGAUGUGAACAAGGCGAGCAAGCUGUGGACGGCGUACGACCGGGUGGGCUGGUUCCACCCCGAGUUCUUUCGCCAGUUCCUUUAA